GCAGACGCCGCUGGCCCGCUGGCUCACACUUGGUAGCGCUGCCGAGCAGGCAUGCGAGCCGCGCGCGUCCUCCGGGCGCCCACACCUGUCUGAGCCGCACAGGGCUGCAGCCCGACGGCAGCACUCAGCAUGGCGGGCAUCCCAGGGCUCUUCAUCCUUCUCCUCCUCCUGCUCUGUGUGUUCAGGCAGGCGAGUCCCUACGCCAGUCCGUGGAAACCCACUUGGCCGGCUUACCGCCUCCCUGUAGUCUUGCCUCAGUCUACCUUCAAUUUAGCCAAGCCAGACUUUGAUGCCAAAGCCAAAUUGGAAGUGUCCUCCUCAUGCGGACCCCAGUGUCACAAGGGAACACCACUGCCCACCUACGAAGAGGCCAAACAGUACCUUUCCUAUGAAACCCUCUACGCCAACGGCAGCCGCACCGAGACUCAGGUGGGCAUCUACAUCCUCAGCAAUGGCCAAGGCAGGGCGCAAGGUAGAGACUCCAAGGCCGCGGGCAAAUCCCGCAGGAAAAGGCAGAUUUAUGGCUAUGAUGGCAGGUUUAGCAUCUUCGGAAAGGACUUCCUGCUAAACUACCCCUUCUCUACAUCGGUGAAGCUGUCUACGGGCUGCACCGGCACCCUGGUGGCUGAAAAGCACGUCCUUACGGCCGCGCACUGCAUUCACGAUGGGAAGACCUACGUGAAAGGGACGCAGAAACUCCGAGUGGGCUUCCUGAAGCCCAAGUAUAAAGAUGGCAGUGGAGCAGGCAACAGCUCGAGCUCAGCCAUGCCUGAUAAGAUGAAAUUUCAAUGGAUCCGGGUGAAACGCACCCACGUGCCCAAGGGGUGGAUCAAGGGCAAUGCCAAUGAUAUUGGCAUGGAUUAUGACUACGCCCUUCUGGAACUCAAGAAGCCCCACAAAAGGAAGUUCAUGAAGAUUGGGGUGAGCCCGCCAGCUAAGCAGCUCCCAGGAGGCAGGAUCCACUUCUCCGGUUAUGACAAUGACCGGCCAGGCAAUUUGGUGUACCGCUUCUGUGAUAUCAAGGAUGAGACCUACGACCUUCUCUAUCAGCAGUGUGAUGCCCAGCCUGGGGCCAGUGGUUCGGGAGUCUAUGUGAGGAUGUGGAAGAGGCCACAGCAGAAAUGGGAAAGGAAAAUUAUUGGCAUCUUUUCGGGUCACCAGUGGGUGGACAUGAAUGGCUCUCCACAGGAUUUUAACGUGGCAGUCAGAAUCACUCCUCUUAAAUAUGCACAGAUUUGCUACUGGAUUAAAGGAAACUAUUUGGAUUGCAGGGAGGGCUGAAGCUGCUUCUUCCUGCCAGCCCUCCGGGGGCUUUUGGCACUCAUUGUAGGAGAUGCCAGCUUUUUAUCAUGGACUCUUUUGUGUGUGUGUGUGUGUGUGUGUGUGUGUGUGUGUGAGAGAGAGAGAGAGAGAGAGAGAGAGUCAUAUAAUGCCUUUACCCAGCAUUCUUCAAAUGGCAAAAUGAUUGGCUUUAUUAUUUGAAAACUGUGGUGUGUGUAUAGUGAUUAAACAGUCCAAAGGCAUACUUUUGUAUAGAGAUUUCAAAAUACUGAUGUUUGUGGCAAUAGGGGAUAUUUGACAAUUAAGUUAAACUUUCAGGUUUUUUUUGACAACUUGAUUCUUGUCUGAUCCAAACUUGCAUAAAAAGGUUUAUAAAAAGGUUUAUAUUAAAUAUGUGACAUAAGGAGGAUAUCAGUUCUUUUGUUUGUAUAUGAAUGUGUUUUCUUCUGAGAGUCAUAUAUUGUUAUUUUUGUAAUGUGUGGUUAUACUGCAUCUGGAUGGCAACAUCAUAGCACUUCAAUAGGCAAUUGUAAUAUUUGGAUUCAACAUUUACAUAGUAGUCCUUGAAGAGAAGCAAUAAUUUAUUGGCUAUAUUGAUACACCUAUAAAACGGUAUCUUACAGUGAACAGAGUUUUCAUGCUGCUUUUUAGUCUUGAAAAUAAAACUUCCUCUCCCAAAA
Molecule: messenger RNA, 1961 nt
Organism: Chionomys nivalis (European snow vole)
Lineage: Eukaryota; Metazoa; Chordata; Mammalia; Rodentia; Cricetidae
Gene: Prss23
Product: serine protease 23
Exons: 2
Coding region: 130-1281 (383 amino acids)
Biological process (GO): proteolysis
Molecular function (GO): serine-type endopeptidase activity
Source: RefSeq, a predicted model, not a curated record